Humulus lupulus (European hop) is the source of this 2408-nucleotide messenger RNA. Its product is annotated as glucose-1-phosphate adenylyltransferase large subunit 1-like. The record is from RefSeq and is a predicted model, not a curated record. The coding region runs from base 468 to 2063 and encodes 531 amino acids. The transcript has 14 exons. Gene Ontology annotation, biological process: glycogen biosynthetic process. Lineage: Eukaryota; Viridiplantae; Streptophyta; Magnoliopsida; Rosales; Cannabaceae. Gene Ontology annotation, molecular function: glucose-1-phosphate adenylyltransferase activity.
ACACCAAAAUUGCAGGAUUUCUCGUGAGGGCUCACAAGCCAAUAAAGCUUGCUACUUUCCAUUCCCAUCCAGAUCACUCACGCACUUGUAUUCAACUCCCAUAUUUUCGACAAUUUUAAUCCUCACUCACUCCUACUCCUUUUUUAUCUUGGUUGUUAUUUGCCAAUCAUUUCCUUCAAAUUUGAUUUGUUUUCUCAUCUGAGUACUCAAUAUUCUACUUUCUGAGCAAUAUUUCUGAUCUAUCUGGAUAGCAUGAGUUUGAUCCUAUUUCUUAUCAAUUUUCGCUUGGUUCAGCUUUUUCUUAACUAACGUUCUUUUGGGGGUCACUUGUUUAUAAGGUUUUUAAUAUCACUCCACGUACUUCACUAUGAGUAUGUGACUAAACUGUCUUUAUAUCCGUGCGAUCUGUAUUGGACUGUCACUGCUUUAUUUAUUUUCAUCCUUUCUGAUCUACUAUCGCCUCAAAUAUGAUGGCAACUGGAAUGAAUAUUUGCAAUGUGACCUCAAAACCAAACUCCCAUUUGGCUAAAACAAGCCAAGGCAGUCUCAGAUAUGGAGACAAUGGGAUUUGGGGGGAGAGAAUCAGAGGAAGCCUGAACAACAACAACAACAACGUUUGGAUCAAACAGGUAGCAAAAAGAGUCAGUAAAGCCAAACCCGUUGUUGCUUUUGCUCUUCUUACAUCAAAUAACACCAAGGAGGCUCUGACGCAGACCCUUCAAGUACCUCAAUUUCAUAGACGAAGAGCGGACCCGAAAAAUGUUGCUGCGAUCAUUUUGGGAGGAGGGGCAGGGACUCAGCUCUUUCCUCUUACGAGACGAGCUGCGACACCUGCUGUCCCGGUUGGAGGAUGCUACAGGCUCAUAGAUAUUCCCAUGAGCAAUUGCAUCAAUAGUGGCAUAAACAAGAUCUUUGUACUGACCCAGUUCAAUUCUGCUUCUCUCAAUCGUCACAUCGCCCGGACAUACUUUGGAAAUGGUAUCAAUUUUGGGGAUGGUUUUGUGGAGGUCUUAGCAGCCACCCAAACACCAGGAGAAGCAGGAAUGAAGUGGUUCCAAGGGACCGCAGAUGCAGUGAGGCAAUUUACGUGGGUGUUUGAGGACGCCAAGAACCGAAACAUUGAGAACAUUCUGAUUUUGUCUGGUGAUCAUCUCUACCGGAUGGAUUACAUGGAUUUUGUGCAGAGCCACGUCGAUAGAAAUGCUGAUAUCACAAUUUCGUGUGCAGCAGUAGAUGACAGACGUGCAUCAGAUUAUGGACUGGUAAAGGUUGACAGCCGAGGACGCAUUGCCCAGUUUGCUGAAAAACCAUCAGGUGCUGAUCUCAAAGCAAUGCAAGCAGAUACCACUCUUCUAGGGCUGUCCCAACAAGAUGCCAUGACAUCCCCAUACAUUGCAUCCAUGGGAGUUUAUGCAUUUAAGACAGAGAUUUUGCUAAAGCUCCUACGGUGGAGAUAUCCUACAUCUAAUGACUUCGGAUCAGAAAUUAUUCCUGCAGCUGUGAAGGAACAUGAUGUUCAAGCAUAUUUAUUCAGAGACUAUUGGGAGGAUAUUGGGACCAUAAAGACUUUCUAUGAUGCCAACUUGGCCCUUACUGACAAGGUUCCAAAGUUUGAGUUUUAUGACCCAAAAACACCUUUUUUCACGUCUCCUCGAUUCUUACCACCAACCAAGAUCGACAAGUGCCGGAUUGUGGAUGCUAUAAUCUCACAUGGAUGUUUCUUGAGAGAAUGUAGUGUCAAACAUUCCAUUGUGGGUGAACGCUCACGAUUGGACUACGGUGUGGAGCUUAAGGACACCAUAAUGAUGGGUGCAGACUACUACCAAACUGAAUCUGAGAUUGCAUCUUUGUUGGCUGAGGGGAAGGUUCCUAUUGGAAUUGGACAGAACACAACAACUAGGAACUGUAUAAUUGAUAAGAAUGCAAAGAUAGGAAAGGACGUGAUCAUCAUGAACAAAGAUGGAGUUGAAGAAGCAGAUAGACCGGAAGAGGGGUUUCAUAUUCGGUCGGGAAUCACCAUCAUAGUGGAGAAAGCAACUAUAAAAGAUGGAACUGUCAUAUAGAUGACUGCUACACCCAGUAGAGAAAUUCUGGAAACGAACAUGGCAAAGCAGUUUUCAUGAAACAGCUAAGAGAAAUGUCGACAUUAUGAUGUUUGGAAAGGCAAGCUUUGUGGCUUGCUUGUAAUCUGGAAAAUCUCUCAGUGCUAGUGCUAUUACUUGUGAAAAUGGGCCUGUCAUGUGAGUCUAUCCAACCGGAUACUGGAUACCGGAAUGUAUCGAAAUAAAUUUACAGGCCAGUUGGCUGCUUUCUUGAUUAAUGAAUAAAGACAGCGAGUCUGUAGUAAAAUAAAAAAUUCUCAUUAGACCUUGAUUAAUGAAUAAAUUCUCACCUAAACUUGCUUUUAA